This is a messenger RNA of Onychostoma macrolepis, 2863 nucleotides long. RefSeq names its product tetraspanin 5a (gene tspan5a). The record is from RefSeq and is a predicted model, not a curated record. The transcript is spliced from 11 exons. Gene Ontology annotation, cellular component: membrane. Bases 283 to 1089 code for a protein of 268 amino acids. NCBI's taxonomy places the organism in Eukaryota, Metazoa, Chordata, Actinopteri, Cypriniformes, Cyprinidae. Gene Ontology annotation, biological process: protein localization to plasma membrane; protein maturation; regulation of vascular endothelial growth factor signaling pathway.
AAAAGCAGCCAUGUCAAGUGAAAAAAAGAGCGAUGUGAACUAAUUGCGGAGAAGAAGAAGAAGAAGGGGCUGUUAUUUCGAGAUACACUGUGUUAAAGUCAGCGGAGCUGUUUAUAAAUGACAGUUAGCCUUGUACUAAAUUUAGGCGCUGUUGAAGUUGGUCAGCAUUAUGUUUCUUUUAUGCGGAUAAUACCAUUACUGGGACAGUUUGACAUCGAUGUCCUAAGAACGGAAUAAUAAACUGAACCUGCUUCGCGUUUAGUUCUGGAGAAAACGAGCCAAAUGAUGUCAGGAAAGCAUUACAAGGGUCAAGAAGUCAGCUGCUGCAUCAAAUAUUUCAUAUUUGGAUUUAACAUAAUAUUUUGGUUGCUUGGUGUGGCCUUCCUUGGAAUCGGAUUGUGGGCAUGGAGUGAGAAGGGAGUUCUUUCUAACAUCUCCUCCAUCACGGAUCUGGGUGGAUUUGAUCCAGUGUGGUUGUUUCUGGUGGUGGGAGGGGUGAUGUUCAUCCUGGGUUUCGCUGGCUGUAUCGGGGCCUUGAGGGAAAACACCUUUCUGCUCAAAUUUUUUUCUGUGUUUCUGGGGAUAAUCUUCUUCCUGGAGCUGACCGCUGGUGUCCUGGCCUUUGUCUUUAAAGACUGGAUUAAAGAUCAGCUCAACUUUUUCAUCAACAACAACAUACGAGCCUACAGAGAUGACAUUGAUUUGCAGAACCUCAUCGACUUCACUCAGGAAUAUUGGGAAUGCUGUGGGGCGUUUGGAGCAGAUGACUGGAACCUCAACAUCUACUUCAACUGCACAGAUACCAACCCCAGCCGAGAAAAAUGUGGCGUGCCCUUCUCCUGUUGCACCAAAGACCCAGCGGAGGAUGUAAUCAACACACAAUGUGGAUAUGAUGUUCGGGCAAAACCGGAUGCAGAGCAGAAGACAUACAUUAAUGUCAAAGGCUGUGUGCCGCAGUUUGAGAAAUGGCUGCAGGACAACCUGACAAUAGUGGCUGGGAUCUUCAUCGGCAUCGCUCUGCUGCAGAUAUUUGGAAUAUGCCUUGCACAAAAUUUAGUCAGCGAUAUUGAAGCUGUGAGAGCCAGCUGAUUCUCUCUCCCACUUCUAGUCCCGUUUAGCUCCUCGGACUGUGUGCUGCGUGGCAUCAAGCCUCAUCCCUCAUUAUAACCUUCAUCCGCCAGCUGGCCUUGCUGCAACCCUUCCAUGCAUCCCACAUCAGUCUUGUUCUCUCUAGCUGAAAAUCAUUUGUUCACAUGAAGUGGCAGCUAGUCUUGCAGACCCUCACAGGCCUACGCCAGCACGAUUAAAGUAGCGAAUGAUGAACACAAGAUGCCAAGUGCACUAGGUUGUGUGUGUAUGCGUUUCCACCGUAACCUUUUACCAUCUGUAAAUAGUGCUACUUUUUCUAGAGUGUUUUAUGUGUCAAAAUGUGUGUAAUGUGAAAAAAUGAUGUGUCCACAGAGGUUGCGUUAACCAAAAAAUUACCACCAUUUGCAGGACUAUAAAAGCAUUACAAAAAGCAUCAUUCGAAACACUUUCCAUCACUUUGACAAAAAAUAUAAAAUAUGCACAAACAUAAUUGAAACCAGGGUCCGUCACAAUUGGCUCGCUAUAGUUCAGUAUUCAGGACACUGGUCAGGGAUGUCUGGUGCACCGAACGCUUGCUCACUAAAAAUUCCCACAAUGCACCAUAAAAACCAGUGAACUAAUGCUAAAUAUCACAUAAACAAUAACAACAAAUGAGUCAGUGUUACAGUCAGUGUUAACAUCAGGCUUUUGGAGAACGCUUAUUUUGUUCAUCUCACAAUCAUCAUUGUAUUGCAUUGCAUUAUAUGUUUUAAAACUACAGAGCUUUGAUCAUAAAGCAUUUAAAUAUCAUCUGACUAAGACAUAUAUAAUACAGCGUGACACAUGAUAUUUAUAAGAAUUUUCUGUAAGUAUUCUGUUAUAUUGUUAUAAGGAUCUCAAUGAUUUAUAUCACAAGGUACCAGAACCUCAUAUUUUGGUUAUACAAAUAUCAGUAACUGCACCAAAUUUAAUGUGUAAUGCUUUUCCUUCUUUGAAUAUGAGCUUCAUAUUCCACUAUUUCAUACUAUAUGAUCCUAAUGUAUCAAAUAUGAUACUCAUCAAAAACACAUGCUUAUUUAAACUGUUGCACUUCAAAGAAUUAAUUUUUUUUUUUUUAAUGACUAUUAAUUCAUAUGUCUGGCUUUACAAGGUCAAUUAUUAAAAAUAUGAAUACUGACCAUAUUAAGAUUGUAUGAUACACAUCUAGGCCUAAAUAAUAAUCCAGGAAAUUAAGAUAGAAAUAGACAAUGAUGCUGGAAACGUUACAGUUUGUUUAGUGGCGGGUGAUUAUUUGUAGCGCAGCCUCUGUGUGCGUCUGAAGCUCAGUCAGGGAGUUUCUCAUUGACGAUGUUUUUUAAUUACUCUGUUAACACUGGUUCAUGCACUUCAGUUGUGUAUCACAUUUCACUCUUAAGUAUAAACAUUUGAAGCAAAUCUUGCAGCUUAUGCUCACUAAAACAAUCAGGAAGUCAUUCAAACAUUUCAUUUUGUUUUUAUGUUUGUAAAAUGUAUUUUUGUCCUUGCACUAACAAAUUAGAGAUCCCAGAAAAUUUCUUAUGCAGAUGUUUAUCUUUCACAAGCAAUUUCUGAUAAAGAGAACCAUGUACCGUGGCAGUAUUUUUCUGUAACGUACGGACUAAUCAGAAGCUUGUUUGUUGCAGGUUGUUGUAAAUAUCUGAGUGAUAUUUUAGCACUUUCACAAUGCAAACGCAGUUGGAUGGUGUGACACUCCGUAACACUACUGUAUGUAGCACUCAUGUGUAAUUGUACAUCACUAAAACUGCUUUUAACAUGG